UCGUGUGUUCAAUUGCGAUAAAUCUCCUCCAUCUUUACCUCAUCUAUAAAUACCUGCAAAACCUUCAUAGUUCCAUGGUAGUUAGGAAUCCAAACCACCGUUUUUUUGAAGAUGCCUUGUGUUCAGAUCUCCACCAAUGUCUGCCUGGACGGCGUUGAUACCGAUUCCAUCUUCUCCGAUGCCACCAAAGCCGUCGCUCAGAUCAUCGGACGACCUGAGAAAUUUGUGAUGGUGAUAUUGAAGGGAUCAGUAGCUAUAUCAUUUGAGAGGAACAAGGAGCCAGCAGCAUUUGCAGAAAUAAUAUCCAUGGGUGGCAUUACCUCUCAAGUGAAGAAGAAGCUGAUAUUCGAGUUGGGAACAAUUUUACUCGAAAAGUUGUCCGUUCCGCGAACUAGAUUCUUUGUAAAAGUAUUUGAUACAACCAUGGCCACUAAAUAUGCCAAACUCUAGCUUCAAUAGUCCGUCCAUGUAAUAUACAUACAUACAUACAUAUAAAACAUCCAUCCAGACUGCCUAGGUUUUGACCCUGCAAAUGCCUGAAUUGUGUUAAAAAUUUGUACUCCUUCCUGUUGUUAAAUGUCAAAAAUAAAAAAUUGUACUCCUUCCUUUAUUCAUGACUAGAUGUUGUGUUC
This is a messenger RNA of Helianthus annuus (common sunflower), 632 nucleotides long. Its product is annotated as macrophage migration inhibitory factor. The transcript is spliced from 2 exons. The coding region runs from base 112 to 450 and encodes 112 amino acids. Gene Ontology annotation, molecular function: phenylpyruvate tautomerase activity. NCBI's taxonomy places the organism in Eukaryota, Viridiplantae, Streptophyta, Magnoliopsida, Asterales, Asteraceae. The record is from RefSeq and is a predicted model, not a curated record.